Leptidea sinapis is the source of this 854-nucleotide messenger RNA. Its product is annotated as protein Abitram. The coding region runs from base 295 to 831 and encodes 178 amino acids. Gene Ontology annotation, biological process: regulation of filopodium assembly; regulation of actin filament polymerization; dendrite morphogenesis. Gene Ontology annotation, cellular component: nucleus; dendrite; lamellipodium. The transcript is spliced from 2 exons. NCBI's taxonomy places the organism in Eukaryota, Metazoa, Arthropoda, Insecta, Lepidoptera, Pieridae. Gene Ontology annotation, molecular function: actin monomer binding; actin filament binding. The record is from RefSeq and is a predicted model, not a curated record.
AAGAUUUUUUAUAUCUUUGGAAAUAAGUAGGUAGAAACUUGAAAAGGUGUUAGCACAUUCAAUUUGUAAUUUAUUACACGUAAAGCAUUCAUUUUUGAAGUUUAUUGGUUACUGCAAUGAUUAUGAUCGUGAUAUGCGGAAAUGCUUGAAAGCCGAACGUUUACAACGACAAAAAAAACAUUAUGAGGACUCUUUAAUAAAACAUGCCGCUAUUCGUGCUAGAAUUCAAGCUCAAGAAAAACUGAAGAAAACUGAAAAUUUACAAUAACUGAGAGACUGCUACAAUCAGACAAAAUGUGUAAUAUUUUAGAAUCAAUAGAUUUAAAAGAAAUAGAUAAUUUUAAAAGCUUUACAGAUAGAUAUUUCACAAAGAGGUUUAUUGUUAAUGCAAAUGGUGUAAAGAACAAUGACAUUAUGUUAAUGUUUCACUCAAAUAGAAUAACAUUGUUGAGUCUUGCCCCAAGCCAUUUCUUCUUCAAGAACCCUCAAACAUACAGUUUGAACUUCUUUGUGGGAAAUGUAGACAGACUUUGUAAUACUGUCAAGGGUAAAAGUAAGAAAGGGGGCCAGUAUUUGACUCCAAAAUCAGUCAUUUGCAAGGUUGAAUAUGAAGAUGGCACAAACUUUGAAAUACCAUGUGGAAUGAAGAGCACACUGAUAGAAAUAAAUGAAGAACUAGUGAAGAACCCUCAUUUGUUAAAAGAAAAACCAGAUUCUGGUGGAUUUAUUGCUAUUAUGCUUUCUAGUAUUGCAAUAUCAGAUGCUACUAAGAAGGAACUUUUAACAUUCGAGGAUUAUUCAAAACUUGUUAGUGAUAAAGUAAACUUAUAGUAGAUUACAUAGUUAGUUUGUAA